AUGGCAUACUCAACCUCGGGAGAUUGCGGCUUCUUCGUCGAGUCCGACGAGCCUCGUCAACAGCCCCGGAUCAGCAUGAAGGAUGCGGCAAAGAUGUUGGCACGUAACAGACAAGAAAUGAUUGCCAAUGAAUUGUCCCGUCUGGCCGGAGAUGAAUAUCUGGAGGAUGUAAUGCAACAUAUGAGGCACAUGGAGGACGAGACGUUGCCGGAUGCUAAUCUAAUUGAUAUGCAACGGGAGAUUCAGUGGUUCAUGAGGCCCUACCUGAUCGACUUCUUGAUCGAGGCCCACGCUGCCUUCGCACUUCUUCCCGAGACCCUGUUUCUGACUGUUAACCUGCUAGACCGAUACUGUUCUAAGCGAGUAGUCUACAAGCAGCACUACCAACUUGUCGGAUGUGCGGCCCUUCUCAUCGCUGCCAAGUACGGUGACAAGAAGGAUCGUGUGCCCCAGAUCAACGAACUGAACAAUAUGUGCUGUGGAUUAUACGACUCUGGAAUGUUCACUCAGAUGGAGAUGCACGUUCUCAACACGCUUGAAUGGACUAUCGGACACCCUACUGUUGACUUCUUCACCCAGUUGAUCGUUGCCGAGGAGGCUGAUGACCGAGAGGUUGAGCAUAUGGCCGCUUACCUCUGCGAGAUUGCCUUGUACCACCGAGACUUCGUUUCCACCAAGCCCUCGAUUAUGGCGCGUGCCUCGCUUGCUCUUGCCCGUGCGAUAUUGGGACGACCGGAGGUCAACGAUGGAGAAUGGGACCACCUGGAGAACGUCACCGUCCUCGCCCUAUCCCAGCACUUGCACCAACCAUCGGUCACGCUGUCGAGGAAGUAUUCGUCGCAGCACUUGUCCCGCGUUUCUGGAAAGCUUGCCGAAUUCCUUGCCCAGCAGGCGGCUAUCGCCCGUCGAGCGCAAGGACCGCCGUCCCCUCCAGCUGAAUCCUCCCUGUCUGCGCACUCUAGCAUCUACAGCACUCCCCAAAAGGGACACGGCGCUGCUAUGGGUGUCGCGGAUGGGUAUCUCACACCGCCUAUCACGCCCGACGGAGUCAACUUUGGCGUCGCGGAUCCGAUGAACAAGUAUGUCCCGCCUCGUUGCCCAGUUACUCCCACUCCGCAGCCUCCCAGCAUGACCGGGUAUCCUCAACAACCACAACCACAACAUCAACAACACGCGCAGCAAUACUCCGGCUACUCGUAUGACGAAUACAGUGGCCCGAUGGUCUCGUAA
This is a messenger RNA of Annulohypoxylon truncatum, 1230 nucleotides long. Its product is annotated as cyclin. Bases 1 to 1230 code for a protein of 409 amino acids. The transcript is spliced from 2 exons. NCBI's taxonomy places the organism in Eukaryota, Fungi, Ascomycota, Sordariomycetes, Xylariales, Hypoxylaceae. Gene Ontology annotation, biological process: regulation of cyclin-dependent protein serine/threonine kinase activity; mitotic cell cycle phase transition. The record is from RefSeq and is a predicted model, not a curated record. Gene Ontology annotation, molecular function: cyclin-dependent protein serine/threonine kinase regulator activity. Gene Ontology annotation, cellular component: cytoplasm; cyclin-dependent protein kinase holoenzyme complex; centrosome.